CCCCAAUGGCUUUUUGACCAAUCACAUUCCUCUCCUGUAGCUUACUUUUGGGGACAUCGGUGUGUUUUAUUGUGUUAUUGGGUGUAAACUUGGAAGUAUUUUUGUCUUUAAUGUAGAUUAAUUGUGAAAAAAUGUGUUGCCACAAAUCUGUAAAGAUAAGAUAAACAAGUUACUAUAAUUUUUAAUUUUUUUCAGUUCAACAAGGUUGAUCUGUCCUCUCUUGUGCUAGGAAUUAAAAUGAGCUGACUGUGCAAAUGCAGAAAUGUAAGCAACAGGUGAGGAUUGUUGAGGGACCUGAGAACCAUUUAGCUGAUGCUGGUGUUGUAUUGUAGGUGUUCACAUCACAUAAAUUUCCAUUCCAAAAUGUUUACUUUAGCCUAACCUGUGACUGUAUGCUUAAAAGAAUGGUUUUGAUCAAGAUGAUGUGAGAUGAAGGUUGUUUUUCAGUACCACUGGAGGCGCUAUUUCACCCUAAGAGUACAGCAGGAGACGACAGGCAGCUGUUGACCAGUUCCCUGCUCAGUUACAAAUAAGGGCAUGGUAAAAUUGGACACCAUCGACGUGACAGGGACCUCAUCUAAAAACAGAACUGACACCAGCUCCAGAGAAGCCCGCAGCAGUCAGGACACGAGUCAAGGCCUCGACACAACCAAGCAUUAGAUAUCUUUUUUUAAAGUGUUCUUGCCAAAUCCUUUUUUUUAUGUAUCUUAUCAGAAGGUUUUUGUCUCAGGAUGAAUACCAUGGAGAACUUGGAGAAACAACUCAUUUGUCCGAUAUGUCUGGAAAUGUUUACAAAGCCGGUGGUCAUCCUGCCAUGCCAGCACAACCUCUGUAGGAAAUGUGCCAACGAUGUUUUCCAGGCCUCAAAUCCAUACCUCCCGACACGAAGUGGCUCGCUGUCAUCCGGCGGACGCUUUCGAUGUCCCUCCUGCAGACAUGAGGUGGUUCUGGACCGACAUGGGGUUUACGGACUGCAGAGGAACCUGCUGGUGGAGAACAUUAUUGACAUGUUCAAGCAAGAAUCCAGCAGCACCAAGCCCGCUCCGGAGAGGAAGGAGGAGACGCCCAUGUGCGACGUCCACGAGGACGAGAAGAUCAACAUCUACUGUGUGACACACAAUGUCCCCACCUGCUCCAUGUGUAAAGUCUUUGGAGCCCACAAAGACUGUGAAGUGGCACCGAUCAAUAGCAUCUACCAGACAAAGAAGAUGGAGCUGAGCGACGGGAUCGCUAUGAUGGUGGGAAACAACGACAGACUGCAGGGGAUCAUAAGUCAACUGGAGGAAGCCUGUCGCGUCGUAGAGGAGAACGGCAGGAGACAGAAAACGCUAGUGUGUGAAAAGUUCGACCAGCUGUACGCCAUCCUGGAAGAAAAGAAGCGACAGAUGAGUCAGAAGGUGACGUUGGAGCAGGAAGAGAAGGUGGAUUACAUUCGUGGUCUAACCAGGAAGUAUGGAGACCAUUUAGAGGAGAGUUGUAAGAUGGUGGAGAUGGGCAUCCAGGCCAUGGAGGAGCAGGAGCAGGCUGUGUUCCUGCAGAACGCGAAACCUCUGCUCAAAAAGUUAUCAGAUGCAUCAAGUACAUCUCAUCUAGAUAAAGUGGAACGUGGAUACGAGAACAUGGAUCACUUUGCAGUCAGCUUCCUGAAGGAGGGACGAGCCCUCCGAAGUAUUGACUUCAUCACAGAUGAUUAUGAAGAGGAUGAAGAUGAGGAUGAGGAUGGAGUGGUCAAUUCAGAGGAAGGAGAGGAGGCCCAGAAUACUCCAGGGGGGACCAGUGCAGUCACAGCUGCUUCCAUUCAAGCCACAGUCACGCCACAGACCAGCACAUCGCAGAGCUCAACUUAAAGUCGCCUCUCUGUGUAGCUGUUGCCUGAACAGGAACCCAUGUUCUUUCCACAACGUCAAUGACAGGCCAGUGUUUUAAUCCAGUUUGGGCCCGGGAGACAGAGAACAGAAAGUUUGUCUGAGGAAAGGUAUUGAAAGUGCAAUAUGAUUUUUUUUUUUUUUGGUGAAUUAACAUUGUCUGUGUUACUGAGUUUUGAAAA
Synchiropus splendidus (mandarinfish) is the source of this 2047-nucleotide messenger RNA. Its product is annotated as tripartite motif-containing protein 55-like. Bases 732 to 1847 code for a protein of 371 amino acids. The record is from RefSeq and is a predicted model, not a curated record. The transcript has 8 exons. Lineage: Eukaryota; Metazoa; Chordata; Actinopteri; Syngnathiformes; Callionymidae. Gene Ontology annotation, molecular function: zinc ion binding.